AUGCAGUCUUCUUCAUCUUCUUCUUCUUCUUCUUCUCCUACUUCUUCUUCUCCUCCUCCUCAAUCUUCUUCUUCUUCUCCGCCUCCUUCUCUUCCUCCUCCUUCCUCUUCUUCUUCUUCUUCUUCUGAUGGUGACUAUAAUUACGGUUUUUUUCUUUCUUUUUGUCUGUCUGUCUUUCUUUCUUUCUUUCUUUCUUUCUUUCUUUCUUUCUUUCUCACAGCCCUUUUUUCUGUUUCUUUAUUUUUUCUUUCCUUCCUUCCUUCCUUCCUUCCUUCCUUCCUUCCAACCCAUUCUUUCUUUUUCCUUCCUUCCUUCCUUCCUUCCUUCCUUCAACCCAUUCUUCUUUUUUUUCCUUCCUUCCUUCCUUCCUUCCUUCCUUCCUUCCUUCCAACCCAUUCUUCUUUUUUUCCUUCCUUCCUUCCUUCCAACCCAUUCUUCUUUUUUUCCUUCCUUCCUUCCUUCCUUCCUUCCUUCCUUCCAACCCAUUCUUCUUUUUCUUUCUUUCUUUCUUUCCUUCCUUUCUUCCUUCCUUCCAACCCAUUCUUCUUUUUCUUUUUUUUUUCCUUCCUUCCUUCCUUCCUUCCUUCCUUCCUUCAACCCAUUCUUCUUUUUUUUUUCCUUCCUUCCUUCCUUCCUUCCAACCCAUUCUUCUUUUUUUUUUUCCUUCCUUCCUUCCUUCCUUCCUUCCUUCCAACCCAUUCUUCUUUUUUUUUCCUUCCUUCCUUCCUUCCUUCAUUCCUUCCAACCCAUUCUUUUUUUUCUUUCUUUCCUUCCUUCCUUCCUUCCUUUCUUCCUUCCUUCCUUCCUUCCUUCCUUCCUUCCAACCCAUUCUUCUUUUUUCCUUUUCCUUCCUUCCUUCCUUCCUUCUUCCUUCCUUCCAACCCAUUCUUCUUUUUUCUUUCCUUCCUUCCUUCCUUCCUUCCUUCCAACCCAUUCUUAUUUUUUUCUUUCUUUCCUUCCUUCCUUCCUUCCUUCCUUCCUUCCUUCCUUCCUUCCAACCCAUUCUUCUUUUUUUUCUUUCUUUCCUUCCUUCCUUCCUUCCUUCCGACCCAUUCUUCUUUUUUUUUUCCUUCCUUCCUUCCUUCCUUCCUUCCUUCCUUCAACCCAUUCUUCUUUUUUUUUUCUUUCUUUCCUUCCUUCCUUCCUUCCUUCCUUCCCAUUCUUCUUUUUUUUCUUUCCUUCCUUCCUUCCUUCUUUCCUUCCUUCCAACCCAUUCUUCUUUUCUUUCUUUCCUUCCUUCCUUCCAACCCAUUCUUCUUUUUUUCUUUCUUUCCUUCCUUCCUUCCUUCCUUCCUUCCUUCCUUCCAACCCAUUCUUCUUUUUUCUUUCUUUCCUUCCUUCCUUCCUUCCUUCCUUCCAACCCAUUCUUCUUUUUUUCUUUCUUUCCUUCCUUCCUUCCUUCCUUCCUUCCUUCCUUCCUUCCAACCCAUUCUUCUUUUUUUUUCUUUCCUUUCCUUCCUUCCUUCCUUCCUUCCUUCCUUCCUUCCUUCCUUUCUUUCUUUCCUUCCCAUUCUUCUUUUUUCUUUUCUUCUUCCUUCCUUCCUUCCUUCCUUCCUUCCUUCCUUCCUUCCUUCCAACCCAUUCUUCUUUUUUUCUUUCUUUUCUUCUCACAACCAUUUCUUCUUUCUGUUUUUCUGUUAUUUUCUUUCUUUAAAUUUUCUUUACAGCACUUUUUUCUUUCCUUUUUUCUGUUUUAUUUACAACCAUUUCUUUCUUUCGUUCUUUCUUUAUUGUUUACUGCACUUUCUAAUUUCUUUCUUUCUUGUUUACAAUCCUUUGUUUCUUUCUUUUUACUUUACUUUUUCCUUUUUUCUUUCUUGUUUACAACCUAUUCCUCUUCCUUUCCUUUUUAACAAACCUUUCUUCUUUCUUUUUUCCUUCUUUUCUUUGUUUACUACCCUUUCUUCUGUUCUUUCUAUUUUGUUUACAACUCUUUCUUUUUUAUUCUUUCGUUCUUAA
Messenger RNA from Acanthosepion pharaonis, 1959 nucleotides. The record is from the annotation of a GenBank genome assembly. NCBI's taxonomy places the organism in Eukaryota, Metazoa, Mollusca, Cephalopoda, Sepiida, Sepiidae.